AUUAUGCCGCAUGACAGAGGUUCAUCGUUGCUGGUGGCAAUUGAUAAUCUGUUGUACCUUACAGAAAAGGGACAGUGUAAUAGACUGGUGAGCUGUAGUAUACAGUAGAACUGUUAUCGUCAGUGAUACAACCACUUAUAAUCCAAUUAUUGUUUUUUCUUCAUCCAUGAAAAAUAUCGCCAAGCUCGAGACGUGCUUGCUUUUUCACUAAGUUCCCAUCUUUAAAACGUCUGCCUUUUCGUCGGCAGUUUUAGGAUUUUAAGAAACGCGUAUCUAGCAGAUAUUCGCACACCGAUUGCAACUCAGCAACGGUGGUGAAAACGUCUCUUAAAAAGAGAAUUCGCGUUGUUUGAAACUUCAUUGCGAUGAAUCCAACACGCAUAAUUUGUCAAAUGCAGGCGAGUCCUGGACUUGUCUAGGACGGAGUUAAAUUCUUAGGGACUGUUUACAUGGAGAUGGGGGACCACAGAUAGGUGAGGUAACAUGCGGUAGGUCACCCCACCUAUCAUGUAAACGUGAUCAAAUUGAAGUGAGAGAUUACAAUUAUGGACAGGGAGGUUACCCCACCUAAGCGGAAAAGAGAAAAAUUGAUAAUCGUGUUCACGUUUUCCAUAAAACGUGAAAUUAUUUCGUUGUUCACAUGGAACUUUGAACGGCUAUGCCUCUGAAUUUUCGUACGGUUAAGGUGAUGUUAUACUCAGGGGCACCCAAUGGCAAUUUUCGGGAAAAUAUCUGUUCGGAAGACGAUUUGAGAUCCAGAAUUUUCGGAGCAUUUGUUGUAAAAUUUCUUGCUUGCCUGCCUCUCCUAGGAUUUUCGAACAUCUACAAAAUGGUAUAAUUAACCAUUUUUAACGGAUUUUGACCAUAAAAAAGACCACCUAGAAUUUUCGGGAGCCUUUUCUUGGCUGAAGCUUUCGAGAAGGUAAGUUUUUAUCCCUAUAAUUUUCGGAUCACUAGACUUUCAGCUAGGAAAUCCGAACAGAUGAAAAGUUUUUAGGGGAUAAAAACAUGCCUAUAUCUAGGGUUGCAAUGUUGGAGCAAUGUUGCAACCAUUCGAAACAAUAUCGCAACAAUGUUGCAACGCCGUGUUACGGCUUGCAGUAAAAAUGGUUGUUGCGAGUUGUCUCGUGUAAUAUCACCUUUAAGGCUGUUUCGAGUGAACGUUCGAAUUCAAGUUCAGCCGGUCGAAAAUUCGCCCUGUUGCCUUUUUGACUUUCUCUUUGCUGUCGCUGUCUGGACAUCGUAAACUUCCUCUUGAGUGCCAAGUGUAUGAAAGGUUGCUACUUUUUACCAAUCCUGAAUCAGCCACAGGGCGUAGCAAAGCAGUGGGUGCGGGGUGAAGGAAGGAAUGGAGGGGAAAAAAUAGAGAAGUGUGUUGAGAUGUCGCAAUGAGAAUAUUGUACAUCUCUGGCUUUAUCAGUGUCACAACUUUAAAUAUGAAAUAGCGAAGUCUUGAUCGUUUAUAUUGAUGAAAAAAUCUUCCCCGAACUCACACAAGUGAGUAUGCUCGCCGGCUGCUGUUGUUGUUGAAUAGUUUUGAUAUUCUUCAACUUUCCGACUGUUUCAUUCAGCGCUGGGGCCACGGUCACUUCCAUCAUAGAAAUGGCCAUAUCUUACAAUUAUGAAUACCUAGCAAUGUUUACAGACACUGGUUUGUUAUGGAUAGGAUCAGCAGAUUUACAGGUGGGUAUAACACUGUCACAUUUGUUCAGCCCGCAAAUUUAGCUAUCAGAGGACGAGUUCCAGUAGCUAGCGCCGAGUUGACUCGGAUUCUUACAAAAUGAGAAUGAGUGGCGGUCUAAUUCAACUGGCAGUACUAACUUUGAUUCUAUACCCAGGUUUGAAGAAGGCGUGUAAAAAGGCUUUUGUUUAUACUACUCGAAUUUGAGGUAUCUUUUCUUGUAACAAAUGAAGACCCGUAUCUGCCUUAGUUCUACAUGGUGGGAUAUCAUCAUUAAUUUAGUCUAGCCACUUCUUCCUCGGAAAUCUUGCAGAAACAAUUUCAUGUCAUCCCAAAGUUGAUUUUAAUUGUGUUCAUUUAACUUGCCGACAUCUCCGCAAAGCGAGUAGGCUUAGCAACCCGGGCGCUAGGCCAGGCCCUGAAGAGCUCAACUUACGUACGCCUGUAUUUCGCAGUUCUUUGAAUUUUGCAGUUAUUGUUGUAUUUCUGACUUCUUUAGAAAGUCUACUGUGAGUUCAACACUUCUUGUCCAUCAAGACCCAAGCAACUAACCUGGUAAGGAGGGAGCAAUUGUUGUUUCUAGAAUGAAGGCUCUCGUCUUUUAUGGCGAAUUCUCGCCCGGUUGGCCGGGCCAUUCCUUUGAAUUCAAACUAAGAGCCAUCGGUGUUUUUCUUUCUUCCGCCACCCAUCAAGCGACGUGUCGCCGACACGUGUUGCUGCAACUAAUCUCCUGACCUGUACACAGGGAGAAAUCUGUAGCCGACACGUGUUGCAGCAACUAGUCGCCUGACAUGUACACAGGGAGUGAUCUAUCGCCGCAACGUGUUGCAGCAACUAGUCGCCUGACCUGUACACAGGGAGUACUCUGUCGCCGACAAGUGUUGCUGCAACUUGUCUCCUUGUGUGUUCCGAUCUUUACUUAUUUCAACUUACCUUACAGGUGUGCAAUGGGCGCUGUCAUAUGUUACUGGGACGAUUAUUUGGAUGUUGUUGGACCGACAAUGGACACUAUUAGAUAUCCUUUGAUUAACAAGAUCAUUCUUUAUGAUGAUCAGACUAGCUUUCCAACUAUUUGCGAGGCAAGCUAUCUAACUGCUAGAACAUGCUAG
Porites lobata is the source of this 2790-nucleotide messenger RNA. The record is from the annotation of a GenBank genome assembly. Lineage: Eukaryota; Metazoa; Cnidaria; Anthozoa; Scleractinia; Poritidae.